Messenger RNA from Camelina sativa (false flax), 1809 nucleotides. Its product is annotated as pectinesterase QRT1-like. The record is from RefSeq and is a predicted model, not a curated record. Gene Ontology annotation, biological process: cell wall modification; pectin catabolic process. Gene Ontology annotation, molecular function: pectinesterase activity. NCBI's taxonomy places the organism in Eukaryota, Viridiplantae, Streptophyta, Magnoliopsida, Brassicales, Brassicaceae.
AAGACUCCCCAACGAAAACCAUAAUAAAGAAAUAAAAAACGUAAACUUUGCCAAAGUUUUUAUUUAUUUAUUUUCUCUUCUUCUUCUUUUUAACUCUCAUCACUCCCACGUAAGAAGGGAGAAGGAAGAAACCUUAAAACGUUUUAUUUCCACAACACGAAAAAACUCCCCCACACUUCUUCACUUUUCUUCUUCUUCUGAUUUCUAAAUUUUUCGUUUUUGGUAUGAGCCUGAACACAUUCAUUCCCCAUGAAAGUCGAAGCUUUUAUUCCCGCCGUUUUAUUGCUCUGUUUUGGGGUAAUGCUCGGUUUAAAGAGUUCGUGUGCGUUACAGAUGGGUAAAGAGUCGAGGAGUUACAUAAGUUGGGAAGAUUUGAGAGUUGUGGAAGAUGGGAGACCAGAGAGGAGUUUUAGCGUUAAGGAGGAUAAGAGUAACUCGGUGAACACAAACGCUAACGUCAACGCAAACGCAAAGAACGCGACGAGCCUGGAGAGAUUUAUUGUGGUUGAUAAGAACGGUAGAGGUGACUCUGUUACAGUUCAAGGAGCUGUUGAUAUGGUUCCUCGUUCCAAUUCUCAAAGAGUUAAGAUCUUUAUUCUUCCUGGGAUUUACAGGGAGAAGGUGACUGUGCCGAGAUCAAAACCGUACAUUUCGUUCAUAGGUAAUGAGAGUUAUGUGGAAGAGACGGUGAUUAGUUGGAGCGAUAAAGCUUCAGACCUCGAUAGCGAUGGUAAAGAACUCGGCACUUGCAGAACCGCCUCUGUUUCCAUUGAGUCUGAUUUCUUCUGCGCUACUGCCAUCACUUUUGAGAACACGGUGGUGGCAGAGGCGGGAGAAAAAGGGAAGCAAGGGGUGGCUUUGAAAGUAACAGGGGACAAAGCAGUGUUCUAUAAAGUUAGGGUUUUGGGAUCACAAGACACUCUUUUUGAUGAUAAUGGAUCUCACUACUUUUACCAAUCCUAUAUCCAAGGAGAUGUUGAUUUCAUCUUUGGCAACGGGAAGUCACUUUAUCAGGACUGUCAUAUCCACUCAACCGCAAAGAGGUAUGGCGCGAUCGCGGCUCAUCACAGAGACUCACCGACUGAAGAUACCGGGUUCUCGUUUGUGAACUGUGACAUCAAUGGUACUGGCAAGGUCUAUCUCGGAAGAGCUUGGGGUAAGUACUCGAGAACUGUUUAUUCCAACUGUUUCAUAGCUGAUAUUAUCACUCGAGUGGGCUGGAGUGACUGGCAAGACCCUGAGAGGCAAAGGACGGCGAUGUUUGGGGAGUACAAUUGCAGGGGAAGAGGGGCAGAGAGAGGAGGCCGAGCACCGUGGACGAAGACUCUUACCAGAAAUGAAGUGAAGCCUUUUCUGAGCAGAGAGUUCAUAUAUGGAGAUCAAUGGCUGAGACUCUAAAUCCGUUUUUUUAACCGGACAUAAAAAAAAAAGUCACAGUGGUCCAGCUAGCUAACAGGAGAUGAUGACCUAACGACACUCUAUUUUACAUUUGUAAUUAGUUUGAAUCUGAGCAGAGUGAUUUAGAAUCUGCAUGUUUUAACAAAUUCAAAAGCAAAUGAAACCCAGGUUUUGGUUCUAGAUAAACGAGAUUUCUUACACGCUGAUGCAAAGUGGUUUACAAGAAGUUUUGUGAAAAUAUGCAAAACACAAAUGGAUUUUUCCUUUUUUCCUAAUAACAUUGCAUAAAUAAAACCUAACAUAACCAGGUACAAAAUAAUCCUAUGCUUAGAUGAUCGGUUAAAACAAAUGCAACCACCAAAAUCAUGCCUCUUCAAUUUUCUAUACAACCUUUACCUACUCCUCUCUCCU